UCUGAGGAACGUAGCGGCGCAGCAAGGUAGCAAUGCUGCUGAUCAGUUAGCUUCAUUGUCUCUUAAUGAUAACCUGGUAUCUUAAGAUACAACAACCGCAUCCAUUGGAUUGCAGCAUCUGGUGGAAAAAUUCCUUCUUGUACUUUAGAGGUACUUUUUCAAAACAGCAACUUGAAAAAUUCCUAAAUUCCUUCAUUAUUUUUCUGAGAUUAUUCAGCUUCUUUCUUUGACGUCAUCUGUUUCUUCUGAGGACUUGCAUACUAGGUUCAUUCAGGUAUGUUAAUUAAUUCUUCUUUUGCUAAAGAUUAUGUAUAUUAAUUUUGUUGAUUUAUUCUUGUUAUUUGAGGUCAUGAUGCAUGAGAUUGGAAUUUAGGAAAAAGCAUCACAAUUCUGUUGUAGUAGUAAGUAGAUGAUCAAGUAUUUGAUUUGUAUUUUUUUCUAAUUUUUAGUGAGUUUUUAGCUAGAGGUUAGUAGAUGACCUAGAAAAGUAUACCCUUAUUAGAUUUUGAGAUUUUCUAAACUAUGGUAUUGGAACUGUUAAUGGGGUAAUUUCGAAAGUUGCCUUUAUAUGUCCGAGGCGUGUAAGUAGGAUAGUGGAACUUUUUGGGCAUAAGAACUUUCCUGUGAUUAUAUGUGGAGCUUCUGCUAAACUUUUGUGAAGGCUGAAGUUUAAUGAUGAGGUUAAUGCCAUAGCCUAGUUGUGCCCAAGGAUGAGAGUGCAAGCGUAAUUUUCUGUUGAGCAUAAAAAAAAUCAGAAUGUGCCUGAUUGCUGUGUUCCUCCUAAACAAUUAUUUUAGUUUUUAUAGUAGCAUCAUCUAUAUGGUCUCUCUGCUUCGCAUAUUUUUGUUUAUAUGUUUGCUUUUCCUUGUGCUGUCUGGUGCUAGACGAAUGAAUGCCUUUACCUUAGAAAGUGUUGAUCAUGAGGGUUAAUGUAGAACUUAUCUAUGAUGUUGUAGUACUUCUUCUUCAUUAGAUGUUGGAGGGUGAUUUUUCAGGUAUUACUAGCCAUGAGAGGUUUUUACAGCCUCACAAGAAGCUAAGAUAGAAUAGUCUUGUGAAGAAGAGUGCACCAUAGCUUUGAGUUAAUUGUUUGUGUGUUUACAUCAAAUUAAAAUAGAUGAUAAGAGCCCAUUUUAUGUACUGUUUUUGCUGUUUUUGGAGGUCCUGAAACAACAGAAUGGAUAGACUCCGUUACGAAGUGUUUAGCUCUGACUUUUAUGUGAUUUUGUUUUUGCUGAUAAUUACAUACUUUAAGCUGUUUCUGGUGUCCUCCCGUAAGGUUCUAUAUUCCACCCUUUCCCCGUACCUAGCACCACAACUCUUACCCAUCUAUCUAUUUUCCGCUCUGUAGUUUGGACCAUAUCUCAAUCAAUAUUCAAUAGUGAUAGGCCACAGGCUUAGAGCAUUAGAGCGAUGCAGGCCUAGUGAUAGACCAUGCAACUCUCUCUUACUCUACACUCAAAGAGCAAGAAGAGUAAGAAUUAUAGCAUGAGAAGCGUAAGCUUUACUCCCAUAGGCUUCCAAAGGAACCUUGUAUUAGCAUCAUAUUGAUGACGUGUGAAACCAUUGCGUGUUCUAUUCCUUAGAUUCCCAAUUGAUCCAAAGGAAAUAACCAAGCAAAUAUGCAAGAUAAUUCUAAAUUCAUCAUGAACUCACUAUUUUAUGUAUUCUUGAGUGGGUAUUAUGCACGAGAAUUCAUGUGAAUCAAAAAGCAUAAACUCCUAAAGUAAAUUGGAUACUUAAUCUUGUUUUUUUAUUUUUAUUUUGGUUAUUGGUGCUUCCUAGAAUCAAUAAAUCAAGGUAUAUGGGGUUUAACCAAUUCAUUAAGAUAAUAAUCAAAUAGCUUUAGACUCAAAAUAUAUUCGCUAAGAAAUGCGAGUGAGUCACAUCAAAUCUCUUAGAUUUCUAGAUGGAUUAAUCUGAAAAUUAUAAAACAGGGAGAUCAAAGAUUAUUGUAGGACACUGUUUGAAUUCAUUUUUGGACGACAUAGGGUAUGAUUUUUUUUAUUGAUCGGGUUGUAUCUUGGUGCAACUUGCUUUCAGGAUUGUCUAUGUUGCUGCAGGUGUUUUUGCUGCAGGGUGGAUUGAGGUCACCUGUUGGAUUCUUAGUGGCAAAUGACAGACUGCUGUAAUUAGGUCCAAGUAUGUGCAAGUCUUGCUGAAUCAGGAUAUGAGUUUUUUCGACACAUAUGGGAAUAAUGGAGACAUAGUUAGUCAAGUCUUGAGUGAUGUGCUGCUUAUUCAAUCAGCAUUGAGUAAAAAGGUUGGGAAUUAUAUCCACAAUAUGGCGACAUUUUUCAGAGGUCUUGUUGUUGGAUUUAUCAAUUGUUGGCAGAUUGCUCUCAUAACUUUAGCAACUGGGCCAUUCAUUGUUGCUGCGGCAGGAAUUUCAAAUAUAUUUCUUCACAGGCUCGCAGAGAAUAUCCAGGAUGCAUAUGCAGAAGCAGCAAGCAUCGCUGAGCAGGUUGGAACUGCCGUUGUUACAAGGAGUGAUGGGAGGAUGGCACUUGGAAGACUAGGUGCACUUUGUGAGCAGCUUAAGGAGUUGAACCUUGAUGGGUAUGAAGUAAUUUUGGUCCCGUCUGGUGCUGGUCGUCAGAGGCUUAGUUUUGCUGAUAUGCAAAAGCCGCAAGCUGAACUUGAUGGGAAAGCAUGUGCUGCUGUUGGACAGAACAAUCUCAUGGCUCUCUAUGACACAUUGUUUAGUUAGGUCCUAAUCUAAGUAGCCAAGUAUCUGCUCAUGGUUGUGGAAAAGCAGUCUUUGAAUGGCGGGGGCUUUUUGACAUACGUAGUUUGUUUACACAUAGUGAAUGUUUUUGCAGUUGGAUCCAAAUUUUUGCAAUGUUACUUUGGUUUAGAGAUUGUUCCCAUGUUGUGAAUUUGCAGCAAACUUUCUUUGAGUAGUAAAUGAAAUAUUUGACUAAGUUGA
Molecule: messenger RNA, 2929 nt
Organism: Beta vulgaris subsp. vulgaris (sugar beet)
Lineage: Eukaryota; Viridiplantae; Streptophyta; Magnoliopsida; Caryophyllales; Amaranthaceae
Product: ABC transporter B family member 6-like
Exons: 6
Coding region: 2171-2710 (179 amino acids)
Biological process (GO): transmembrane transport
Cellular component (GO): membrane
Molecular function (GO): ATP binding; kinase activity; ABC-type transporter activity
Source: RefSeq, a predicted model, not a curated record